AUGGUCAAAGUCGAAAGGGGCCGCGUCAGAAAACAGAUCCGGGACCUGAAACGGUUCAAGGGGAACCAGGUGAAGAUAGGAGGGUCGGGAAUCGCCAAAAACGAGGUGGAAUUGGAGUGUUCCCAGAUGACCCUUCUACUGAAGCUAUACUCUCCAGGAAAACUGCUUCUGAGGUUGAAUGAGGCUUCAAAAAGGCAGAUAAUGGAGCAUUUGCCACGUUUGGUGGAAUUUCCAGAAUUGAACUUUGAAAUCCACCUCUUUUUGGCGACCAUCGCUACCAACUACAUCUGCUCAUGGUACUCCAAGCUAGGCACCGAUAACAACGACUUUAUCGCUGAGGUGUACUGCCACAUGUGUACGAUUGUUGAAGAUGUAGUGCUGAGAUUGACGCGGGCCGUUGAAGGUGACCGUUUUUUGUUCUUGGUGGACGACUUUGCCAGGAUCUUGAAGGACCAUGUUGAGGCAACAGAGGUGGUUGAUGGACAAUUUGCAUUUUUGAGAGAGCAAAAGAACUUGAGGCUCAAUCGGGUUCGUAAGGAAGCGUCCGACGAGGAGUUGGUCGAUGCCUAUUUGGCUUCCCAGCAUGCGAUAUUCGACCCACAGACCACAAUUGAAGCGUCACAGGAACCACGAAACCUUUAUCUACGGGUUCUCACACAUAAGCUUCUUGAAGCGGUCUUCUACGGGCGAAAGGAUAACCCGUUGGAAUCCGGCAUUGUGGAUACGUUCGUGGUAGGCCUUGUGGGCGACUUCAUCUUGGACAAGGCGUUUGAGAAGCUCUCUUCGCCUUCAUUUAUUAUUGGAACCGUGCUUGCGAAAAUUGCUGAAAUCUCCACGGUGGAACCCAAGCCUCAGGCCAAAGAAUCUUUUGUUACUCGUGCCAAAAACAUGUACUCCUCUCUCACAAUCCUAGCGCUGGUCGCUUCGGCUAAGAAGCAGGAGGUGCUACAAACAAAAGAACUGUCUGAAUGGCUGGUUUUUGGUUCCGCCAUUUUUGGUUUUCUAAACUCAAUUUCGUCCUUUCAACGACGCAUUCCCAUCGGCUUAUACGGCAUUGGUAUAGCUCAAGCCAUCUUGCUGUCGCUUACAUCGGUGUCCGCCAAAAUCAACGCAUACUGCUCGCUGAAAUUGCUCAAAUUGGUCUCCAGCAGCCCAAUUCUCGAAGAUCAAAGCAUGGCUGAGAAUUUGAAAAACCUACGCAUGAUGCUCUUCGAGGACCAAAAAGAGAGCAGCGUGCCGCCCCAAACCAAAGAAGUUGCUGAGAAGCUACUUUCAAACGUUCAAACCAUCUUUGCCAACUCUGGUAUCCCGAUUCUGUUGUUCCGCUAUGAUGGAGAGACCGACAAGGAUAUCCAGGCCUGUUUUGUCAAUGCUUUGGCGAGAUUUGAGAGCCAGAAAAUCUGCAACGAUCUUCCUGACUCCAGCAAACUUAAUCAGCUUCUAAUCAUCCAAAUCCUCGACUUGAUAGUUGCCAGAUUAUAUCCCGAAUUGGUAGACCUGGGCACCUAG
This is a messenger RNA of Candidozyma duobushaemuli, 1509 nucleotides long. RefSeq lists its product as uncharacterized. The record is from RefSeq and is a predicted model, not a curated record. Lineage: Eukaryota; Fungi; Ascomycota; Pichiomycetes; Serinales; Metschnikowiaceae. The transcript has a single exon. Bases 1 to 1509 code for a protein of 502 amino acids.